CAGAAACGGCACAACGAGUUACAGAUGACGACAGUACGCGGCAGGCCGCGGCGGGCAUGGCGGGAGCUGGCCAGGCGCAGCAGCAGCAGCAGCAGCAGCAGCCAACAAGUGCUGACGUCCUUCGUCAGACCAACGCCCAAGCUCAGCACGACCCUAGCACAAGCAACCUCCAUGCCGAGCUGCCGAGCAACGCACAACAGCAGCUCGAGUCGUGGCAGCCGGUCUUGGUAGCGCUUUUGGACGGCGGGCACCUGCAGCAGCUCGUUGGCUACUUCGCCACACACACGGAGCAGUGGGCAGGUCUCAGCGGCAGCAGCAGCAGCGACAGCACCGGUGACGGCACACGCUGCGGUGGCGCGGACAACACGGAUGCUGAUGGUGUCGGCGGCGACGGCCUGGAGGGCUGCGUAUUGGAUGCGCUGGAGGCCUCCUGGGCGCACCGGCCACAGGCGCUUCCACACUUGAUGCUUUCACGGGCCCGGAACCUGGGCCAGGCGCAGGCUGUAACGGCUAAGUCGGGCGAUGUCGGUAGCAGCAGCUGGCCUGGCAAUACAGAGUGCAGCAGCAGCAGUGGCAGCAGGCACCCGAGCGGUGGCAGCAGCAGCAGCCCGGCCCAACAGGUGGUGUUGGACAAGGCGCUGUGGGACCUCAGUCCGUUGCGGGAGGUGGCGGCGCGACACGGGCGGUCGGAGCUGGUGCAGCUGAUGGACGCGGCGAGUGCGGAUGUUGCUGUUGCCUUAGCGAAUGCAGACGCAGAAGCAGCGGCGGCAGGUGGCGAGGAAGGUGUGGGCAUACUGGUGGAUGCGUCCUGCAGCCAGCUCAGGCGGAGGCUACUGCGGCGCCGAUACCGUGCCGCGGCUGAGGGGGCCGGCGGCGGCGCCACUGGUUGCCACCCGCCCUGUGCCUGGCGGCUGCUGUCGCCGUAUGAGGUGAAGCAGUUGGUCGCGGCGGCAAUUGCGCCUGCAGCCCUGUGCGCCAACCCCAGAUGCAGCAGCCUGGACGGCCCGAGCGCGCUGGUGCCUCCGGGCGGCGGCAAGACGUGCUCGCGCUGCCGUGCGGCCCGCUACUGCUGCGGCCUGUGCCAGCUGCAGCACUGGCGCGAGGGAGGCCACGACACGCAGUGCCCGGGCGUGAUCGCGGCGACUGUGGCCGCGGGCUCGGCUGUGGUCGUGGGCUCGGCUGCAGGCGUGGGUGCGAGCAGCGCGGCUGAGGAUGGGGCAGCAUAAGAGGCAUGUGGCUUGUGUCACACUUGCACGGGCUUGGGGUUGCGUGGGCUUGGGACUGCACUUACUACGACGCGCAAACGCACGAAGUACCGUAAUGCGUAGGCAUUCCUUUUACUGUUGGUUGCGAACGUGCCGCACUUGCCCCAGGUGACUUGCGGAUGGGGAACAGCAACUUGCAUUGCCACCACGGCGGCACUGGACUCUGUUGGCAGCUGUGCCGUGCUUGUGACUUCGGGCUGUGUACACCUGUGCAUUUGGCUCCGUUGGGUGUGGCGAUGGGCAUUGCGUUGGACUCGAACCACUGAGGGCUUUCAGGAAUGAAGGUCGGCCGGAGACUUGUAGGCGAUCGGGUGACAUACGGUAGCGCGGGUAUGGACAAUCAAGGGCAGCACAGCUUGCAAGGCGUGCCGUGGCGGGUGCCAUAAGGCGGCAAGUGUGGGCCGUUUGGGUCACUUUCCGUCAGGGCCGGUGUUGGUUGGUUGGUUGGUUGGUUAUUGCGUUUGUCGUGCACCUUGGUUAUGCAUACUCAGUUCGGAUGCACGGGCGAUUGCAUACGUGGCAGGAGGGCACUACCUGAGCUUUCGCGCCCGCAGAUUCUGGCAGAGUCGGCCUCCCGUACGUGGCUUUGCAAGUGCACGCGCGCCCGCCUCCACCACCGCCCCCACGCCACCAGGAUGGCCUGGUGGCCACGACUUUGCGUCGCGCGCGGUGUGGCGUCCCGCAGUGCCUGCGUUGUGCUGUCCGCUGUCGCCGGGCGCCCGGAGCGUGAGGAUUGUUGCGCGUCAGCAGACUACCGUAUGGACCAGCCAGCGCGAUCAUCGGUCGAGCAACCGCGAACUCACUCCCACGCCUUGUGGGAUUUGUGGGCGGGGAUGCUAGCCAUCACACUCAGGACUAUACUUCUCACCACCCUCUGCUCUUGCUUGUUAGGGAUGUAUCGGGCCAGGCCGGUAUGCCGACACGGGCGGGGAAAUGAGGGCCUGUGUACCGUACUAAGCAUACGGCACGAAGCCAACACAGUCGGGACUUUGCUCCUCACCGCCCUCUGCUCUCGCUUGUUCUAGGAAUUCAGCAUACGGUACAAAGGUAGGUGAAAUUAGAGCAGCGGAGGGCUUCAUGGUGUUGUGAGGUGCAUGACGCAGUUUUCGCUUGGUGUUGACAGGGGGGGGGGUAAGGAUGCCGCAGACAUACCCCACCCUUCAAAUCGAAAGAGCUUGACGAGAGCGUUCAGAAUCCGCUUUCUGAAUU
Messenger RNA from Chlamydomonas reinhardtii, 2474 nucleotides. RefSeq lists its product as uncharacterized. Lineage: Eukaryota; Viridiplantae; Chlorophyta; Chlorophyceae; Chlamydomonadales; Chlamydomonadaceae. The record is from RefSeq and is a predicted model, not a curated record. The transcript is spliced from 2 exons. Bases 57 to 1226 code for a protein of 389 amino acids. Gene Ontology annotation, molecular function: kinase activity.